Molecule: messenger RNA, 888 nt
Organism: Tetrapisispora phaffii CBS 4417
Lineage: Eukaryota; Fungi; Ascomycota; Saccharomycetes; Saccharomycetales; Saccharomycetaceae
Exons: 1
Coding region: 1-888 (295 amino acids)
Source: RefSeq, a predicted model, not a curated record
AUGUUUUCCUCAUCGCUGCAAUUUAAAUUUGAUCCUUUAAGCCAUAAUGAUAUGCUUUUCAAUUUCCAUAAGGAUGGAGAACCAAGACAAUUCAAAAGACGUAAAACUUCAAUGAACCAUCAACAUUGCAACUCUUCUUCAAAGGAGAAUGCCAAAAGGAAACAUAAGACUAAAAAAAUUGAGAUCAUGAAAGAACUGCAUUCUAAGAAUGAUGAGCACUAUGUUAUUAACCUUAAAAAGAGAAUAGCAAAUAAAUCAGUGACUGAAUAUGUUAACCAACAAAUUCAGUUAUAUAAAGAGACUCAUUACAGACCUACUUAUUAUAUAGAAACUGACAGAUUUGGAAACCAAUAUUAUAUUGAAGAUUCGAUGACUUCUUCAACCCAAAGAAAGUUAGAGUGCGACGCACUAGACAAUCUGGACAUGACAAGGAUAGGUAAAGAAAUUGCAGAACGUUCAUUUAAUGACUACAUAAUUGAAAAAGGAAGUAGAUCAAAUGAGAUAGUAUUAAGGAGUCGAAAAGAUUUGAUUGAUGAAGAGUAUUCGUUUGAUAAUGACAUUGACACUUUUGAGGUACUGGGAUUUGAUCUCGAGGUCAAUUAUAAAGAAAACGAGCGUAUUGCCUACGAGGCUGUUAUGAUAGUAGAAUUGAAUUUAAUGCAUACCACUAACGCUAACUCAAAAAACAAGAAUAAAACGAAACAUCGUCAUCGUCGUCAUCAUCAUCAUCAUCUUACUAAUAGUAACACUAAAAAAUCAGAAAUCAGAAACAACAGCCUAAUAAAAUACCGACCAAUACUAGAGGAUAUUGAAGAUGCCGAGAUCCAAUCAUUUAACGAAUCAAUGAAUUGUAAUCCACAACCAUCAUAUAUAAUCGAAGAAGUAUAA